GGGAGAAGCAUGCUGAAGCAGGUGUUAAUCGGGGUCAUGUGCGGCACGGCAGUGCUGACCAUGGGCAUCCUCCUCGGCCACUAUGGCAUCCAGAAAGGGAGCACGGCGCCAUCCUGGGUGAACGAGGUGGCGCAGGAUGUGGACGAGAACCUAAUCGAGAAGUUCCUGGCUGAGGUGGACAACAUACAGAUCCAAGAGAGCCUGAGAACGCUGACUGAGAUGCCCCAUAUGGCUACCACAGCUGGAGAUGAGAAAACGGUCCUGUACAUGCUACAGAGAUGGCAGGACCCAGACACCGGCCUUGACCAGGCCUGGAGAGAGGAAUACAUGGUCUACCUCUCCUUCCCUGACCCCAGCAAACCCAACAAAGUCACUGUUGUGAACCCCUCCAACAUUGUGCUGCACAUGGCCAGAGAAAAAGAGAAGACUUAUCCACCAGGCCAAGAGGAUCCCACAGUAGUCCAGCCAUACGCUGCCUACUCUCCAGCUGGGCACUGUAAGGGGAAAUUAGUGUACGCCAACCAGGGGAAACCAGAUGACUACCAACUAUUGAACCAGACACUGGAUCUGAGAGGAACCAUCGCCAUCACCCAUUACGGUGGAGCAGGACGAGCUGAUAAAGCCAUCAAUGCAGCACCGUACGGCGUCAUCGGUGUACUUGUGUACACAGACCCAUUGGACAUCAACGAUGGUCUCAUGUCUGAUAUCAAUGAGACAUACCCUCACUCUUGGUAUCUGCCCCCCUCCAGUGUGGAAAGAGGUUCCUUCAACACCCACUACGGAGACAUGCUCACACCCUACUUGGCUGCCAAAGAGGCAACCUACAGAAUUCCAGUUGAGAACAUUACAGGGAUCCCUCUGAUUCCAACUCAACCGAUUGGAUUUGAGGAUGCAUACGUAUUAAUCUGCAAGCUGGGUGGCAAGGCCGCGCCCCCCUCAUGGCAGGGAGCGUUCAACUGCACCUACAACUUUGGAGGACCAGGAUUCCAACCCACAUCUGGUUUCAAAAACAGUGAUGUCAAACUGGACGUUGAUAACCGCAGGGAACUGAAGAACUCCUCCAACGUGAUGGGGGUCAUCAGAGGCGGCGUUGAACCGGACAGGUAUGUGAUCUACGGUAACCAUAGAGACAGCUGGGUCCACGGCGCCAUUGACCCAAGCAGUGGGACGUCAGUCAUGCUGGAGAUAACCAGGGUGUUGGGCCGCAUGGUCAGACAGGGGAAAUGGAGGCCUCGAAGGUCCAUCGUCUUUGCCAGCUGGGGAGCAGAGGAGUUUGGCCUGAUUGGGUCUGCGGAGUAUACUGAGCAAUACUACGCCAAACUCAGCGAACGCACUGUCGCUUACAUCAAUGUGGACAUAUCAGUAUUUGCCAAUGCCACCCUGAGAGCCUCAGCAAUGCCUUCAGCACAAAGCGUAAUUUUCAAAGCUGCCAAACAGGUCAAAGCACCCGGAUUGGUUUCUACAUCAGUUUAUGACAACUGGAUCCGAUACUCCAACAGAACUAGCCCAGCACAUGGACCAAUUCCCAGGGUGGGAUUCCUGUCAGGUGCAGGGAGUGAUUAUGCAGCCUUUGUGCAUUACCUGGGCAUCACCUCCAUGGACAUUUCCUAUACGUACGACAGGACCAAAACAAAGGCUCGAAUUUACCCGGCAUACCACACAGCAUACGACACCUUUGACUAUGCCUCAAAGUACAUUGACCCUGGGUUCAUCAGUCACCAGGCAGUGGCCAGGACUGCGGGAAACGUCCUCAUACGGCUGGCAGACAGCCUGGUGUUACCAUUCAACUGCAGUGACUAUGCUGAGAGUCUGGAGGACUACCUCAGCACCGCACUGGUCCACUUCCAAGAUAAACUAAUGGCUGAAAACAUCACCAUGGAACCACUUAAAGAGGCCGUGGCCAAGUUCCGCUCAGCGGCCACCCAUUUGGACCAGGUGAUUCAGAAUUCAGACCUGGCCAACGAAAUACCACUAAAGGUGCGAAGGAUCAACAACCAGCUGAUGUUUCUGGACCGAGCCUUUUUAGACCCUCUAGCUUUCCCUGAUAAGUACGCCUACAGGCAUGUCAUCUGGGCGUCCAGUGACGCCCGCCUGCCCACUUUCCCGGGUUUGGCUGAUGCCGUCACCGACGCCAUGUCAUCCGGAAAGACUGGCAGUUGGAGAAAGGUGCACCACCACCUGUCAAUCCUGAGCCAGGCUAUUGAGGGGGCUGCCCACACACUGACGGAUGUGAUAUAA
Lampris incognitus (smalleye Pacific opah) is the source of this 2238-nucleotide messenger RNA. RefSeq names its product N-acetylated alpha-linked acidic dipeptidase like 1 (gene naaladl1). Bases 10 to 2238 code for a protein of 742 amino acids. Gene Ontology annotation, molecular function: carboxypeptidase activity. Lineage: Eukaryota; Metazoa; Chordata; Actinopteri; Lampriformes; Lampridae. The record is from RefSeq and is a predicted model, not a curated record. The transcript is spliced from 19 exons.